Phytomonas sp. EM1 is the source of this 1253-nucleotide messenger RNA. The record is from the annotation of a GenBank genome assembly. NCBI's taxonomy places the organism in Eukaryota, Euglenozoa, Kinetoplastea, Trypanosomatida, Trypanosomatidae.
GAACGUAGCUGAAUAAGCCUUAUUUGAUAUCACAGGGCAUCUGCAUGGGGGCGAAAUCCUCAACCACACGGAUACAAAGAGAGUCCAGUGGUCAGGCCUCUUUCGCCGCAUCUGCUCAGCUCAACGAUCUCAUGGAGUCCCCCCGCCGUCCUCGUAGGAAUGUCUGCACAGAAGGGGGGGAGGAAAAUAUUACAGAGCCAACAAGCGCCAUUUGUGGGGAUGCUUAUGGUAGCAGCUUUGGUAGCCGUAAAGAACAUCAAAAUACACCCUGUCAACUCGAAAUCAAUCGUUGGCGAGAUCGUAGUUUCAUCGGAUUCGUACCGGGGCGGAAAAUUGCGAUGUGGAAGCAGGGGCUGGCGGGGAGUUUCGAUCGUGUUCCGGAGCCGGACAUUUGUUCAGAUGAGACUUAUGAAAAUGAGUUGUGGCUGCGCACGGAAGGAGAUCCAUUCGGCGGAUUUUACUCACAGGAUACCCCUCGAUACGUGCUCGCGGCCGGGCUCAAGACACCGGAUCGGAAUAGUUCAUCCAACUCUAUACAAUUGAAAUCCACUAAAGCGGGUUGCCCUUGCUUAUAAUUUGUCUUUUUAUUAUUAUUGUUGCUUUUUAUGUCAGCUAUAGGGGACAUGCGAACAGCAUUUAUUUAUUUAUUUGUCGAAACAUAUUAUUAUAGUACUUAAAAUUAUUUUAUGGUGGCAUCAUUUCAGACAUUACUUUUCUUUCUUAUUGUUAUCUUUUGCGUUGAUCAAACGUGAAUGAUCAUAAUAUUCUCCCUCCCACGCUUUUUCUCCUAUUUUUGAUGCUAUAUCUCAUUGGUGUUUCAAUGUAACAACAUUCAUUUUCUCUCUUUCCCCUUUUAUUGAAUUUUUUACUUUUCGCAGAUUUAUUUAGCUGCAUCUAUAUAUAUAUAUAUAUAUCACUUUCAUUCUUUUGCAAAAUUUGAAGGCAAAAAAUGCGUCUGCAUAAGAGAAGGGGGAGAGGAAUGCCGUUUGUUUAGGUCUUUAUAUUAGCGUUAGCUCCUUAUAUGAACAUAUAUUCUAUUGUAGCCUACCUUUUUCGCUAAAUGCGUGUGUUUACUCGUAUUUUGAAUGGAUUCACGUUCUUUCUACACUGCUCUAGUUUAAUUUCCCCUAUAACCCUUUAUCUAUACCCACACGUACACACAUUCGGAGAGUCUGCGGGUAUAGGUCGCUCGAACCUUUACCUUCAUAUCAAAAGUUGUUUGACCAUUUGUGUGGGAUGUUGUAGUAGCGUUA